Messenger RNA from Hyposmocoma kahamanoa, 720 nucleotides. RefSeq names its product charged multivesicular body protein 4b (gene shrb). The coding region runs from base 16 to 720 and encodes 234 amino acids. Lineage: Eukaryota; Metazoa; Arthropoda; Insecta; Lepidoptera; Cosmopterigidae. The record is from RefSeq and is a predicted model, not a curated record. Gene Ontology annotation, biological process: late endosome to vacuole transport via multivesicular body sorting pathway; vesicle budding from membrane. The transcript has 4 exons. Gene Ontology annotation, cellular component: multivesicular body; cytoplasmic side of plasma membrane; ESCRT III complex.
CUAUAGAGGUGCAAAAUGAGUUUCCUCGGCAAAUUAUUUGGUGGGAAAAAGGAAGAAAAGGGCCCCACUACGCAUGAAGCGAUACAAAAGUUACGCGAAACUGAGGAGCUAUUGCUGAAGAAACAAGAUUUUUUAGAAAAGAAAAUCGAAUUAGAAAAACAAUCUGCUAGGAAACAUGGCACAAAGAAUAAGCGAGCUGCAAUUGCAGCCCUCAAACGUAAGAAGCGAUAUGAAAAGCAGCUAACACAGAUUGACGGCACUUUGACACAAAUCGAGGCCCAACGGGAGGCGCUGGAGGGUGCUACCACCAACGCCCAAGUCCUCAACACUAUGAAGGAUGCUGCUGAUGCCAUGAGAUUGGCACACAAGGACAUUGACAUCGACAAAGUUCACGAUAUUAUGGACGAUAUCGCGGAGCAACACGACAUCUCGCGCGAGAUCACCGACGCCAUCUCCAACAAUGUUGCCUUCUCCAAUGAUGUCGAUGAGGACGAACUUGAGAAGGAGCUGGAGGAACUUGAACAGGAGGACCUGGACACGGAGAUGCUGGGAAUCAACGUGCCGACGGACAAGUUGCCCGACGUGCCGUCAGCCGAGCUGGUGCAUGACAAGCCAAAGCCCAGCAAGUCCAAGCAGUCGGGUAAGUUUCUUCCCUUAUGUGCUAAUUAUUCAUGGCAUUCACUUCGGUUACCUGGAUGGAUCCUAAAGAUUUUGAAUUAA